ACUCCUAGUGGAAAAGACAAGCAGGGCAUGGGUUGGCUCUGGAUUCAGAAAGCAGCUGCUGAUUAGAUUCUGUGUCUGCGGGCUGAAUUUAUUCCGUGUUUCCAGCAGGAAUUCAAGAGGGAUGCUUCUGUUUGGGUUUCUGAUCGUGAUUUAUAUUUAUUCAGAGGAAUAACAGAGGGUGGAUCUGUUCCCGGUGCGAGCAUGCUCACCACCAGCCGACUCUCCCAUUAUCCCCCUGCCUAGUUUGGUGCUCCAGUGUACACGAGUAUUUCGUGUGCAUAUGUAUGUAUACAAACACGCAUGCACGCCUGGACGGACAGACAUAUGCACAGGUUAUUUCUUAAGGACAAUUCCUUCAAUAAGGUCUCUACCCCUUACUUGAAACAGGUGUUUAUGAAAAAAAAAUGCACAAUAUCCCGACUGACCGGAAUAAUUGAUGAAGAAGGGUGCUGGAUCCGUGGGUCAGAGAACACACAGGACCAGCUUGCUACCCCAAGGCCAAAGGCCUCCCUCCGACACAGCCUGGAAGCUCUUCAGAAGCCCUGGCCUAGCUUGACCAUGACACCACAGCGAGCUCCCGAUAGGAUCAGAGGCACACACCAAGCUGCCUCGAAGUAGCUCAUGGAAGACUCCCACGAGCCACUGGCCGGGCACGUUGUCCCUUCCUCGGGGAGGAGCAGGGUGUGAGCAGAGGCACCGCAGCAGGAGUGGACAUGAACGCUGGCUUCCAGAGAGAGCAGCGGUUCAGUUUUGGUCAUCGGAAGUGGUGCCUGCAGCGUAGAAGACCGUGAUUUCUCCUCUGAACCUGUUAAUCUCCAAUAGAGAACUCAAGGGGAGAAGAGGCCAGAGCCGAGCUGCCCUAGCAUCCCAGUGUGGUACCUCUCCAGCCAGGACCAGAGAUGACAGGACAGAUGUCUCCAACUUUCAGCUGUUCACACAGCACGCAGGGGACUCAUGGGAGCCACUUGUCACUGCCAAUCAAACCCACUCAAUGGCAAUACUGACAUCUUUCAUGCUGUUUUCAAGACAGACACUCAGGCAGAAAAUGCCAGUGUGCUUCCUGUCUGCAGAGUAGAGGGCCAUGCCACACCAAUAUGAACAGUGUGGACCCCAGGAUCUGCUCUGAGUCCACUUGCAGCCACUGACACUUGGAGAGGAAAAAAAAAAAGUCCAACCCCCAAAGCCAUCGUGGGGUUGGCUUCCACAGCUCUUGUCCAAUGUGGCCAAAGCUAAACACCUCGAGACUCUUGGAUUAUUCAUAAAUGCGACCCGCCCCAAACUCCCUGAGUAGCAUCUGAAGUCUCGUGAAGGUCAUGGAUCCGGAACAAAGCGUCAAGUGCACCAAGAAGGCUGAUGGAAGUCCCCGUAAGCGGCUGACCAAAGGAGAAGCCAUUCAGACUAGUGUUUCUUCCAGCGUCCCGUAUCCAGGCAGCAGCACCAGUGCUCCCUCAGAGAGUGCCACCCAGGAGCUCCUAACCCCGCAGCCUUUCUCGGGCCCCUCGGUGGUUCUUAGAGAAGGCUCUCAGGAGAAAACCGGCCAGCAGCAGAAGCCUCCCCGGAGGCCCUCCAUCGAGGCCUCAGUCCACAUCUCGCAGUUUCCACAGCACCCUCUGACACCAGCAUUCAUGUCCCCUGGCAAACCAGAGCAUCUCCUAGAGGGGUCUACGUGGCAGCUGGUUGACCCCAUGAGACCUGGACCCUCAGGCUCCUUUGUGGCCCCUGGGCUGCAUCCGCAGGGCCAGCUCAUCCCAUCCCAUGCUUCCAUCCUUCCUCCCGAGGACCUGCCUGGCAUCCCUAAGGUCUUUGUGCCCCGUCCCUCCCAGGUCUCCCUGAAGCCCACAGAAGAGGCACAUAAGAAAGAGAGGAAACCACAGAAGCCAGGGAAGUAUAUCUGCCAGUACUGCAGCCGGCCCUGUGCCAAGCCCAGUGUGCUCCAGAAGCACAUUCGCUCCCACACGGGCGAGAGGCCCUACCCCUGCGGCCCCUGUGGCUUCUCCUUCAAAACCAAGAGUAACCUUUAUAAGCACAGGAAGUCCCAUGCCCACCGCAUCAAAGCCGGUCUGGCUUCCGGCUCCGGCAGUGAGAUGUACCCACCUGGGCUGGAGAUGGAGAGGAUCCCUGGGGAAGAGUUCGAGGAGCCUACCGAAGGAGAAAGCACAGACUCCGAGGAGGAAACCGGUACCACAUCAGGUCCCCCCACAGAGGUUCUCCCCAAAUCUAAGCACCCCCUGCUCUCAAGUGGCUUAUACAGCUCCGGGAGCCACAGUUCCAGCCAGGAACGCUGCUCUCUGUCCCAGUCAAGCACUGCACCAUCGCUUGAGGACCCCACCCCGUUUGCAGAAGCCUCAUCGGAGCAUCCCCUGACCCAUAAACCCGAGGACACACACACCAUCAAGCAGAAGCUGGCGCUCCGCCUGAGUGAGAGGAAGAAGCUGAUUGAGGAGCAGACGUUCCUGAGCCCAGGGAGCAAAGGCAGCACGGAGUCUGGGUACUUCUCACGCUCGGAGAGCGCCGAGCAGCAGGUCAGCCCCCCUAACACCAAUGCCAAGUCCUACGCAGAGAUCAUCUUUGGCAAGUGUGGGCGGAUCGGGCAGCGGACUUCCAUGCUGGCACCCACCUCCACCCAGCCCCUACUGCCCCUGUCCGCUGAAGACAAGCCCAGCUUGGUGCCCCUGUCUGUACCCCGGACACAGGUGAUCGAACACAUCACAAAGCUCAUCACCAUCAAUGAGGCUGUGGUGGACACCAGUGAGAUUGACAGUGUGAAGCCCAGGAGGAGUUCUCUGACCAGGCGCAGCAGCGUGGAGUCCCCGAAAUCCAGCCUCUACCGGGAGUCACUAUCAUCCCAUGGGGAGAAGACAAAGCCGGAACAAUCGCUGUUGAGCCUCCAGCACCCGCCCAGCUCCACGCACCCUGUGCCUCUCCUGAGAAGCCACUCAAUGCCUUCCGCAGCCUGCACCAUCAGCACCCCCCACCAUACCUUCCGGGGGAGCUACUCCUUCGACGACCACAUUGCUGACCCCGAAACCCCCAGCCGCAGCAGUCCCAUGUUUACCUCCCACCCGCGGAUGCUGAAACGCCAGCCAGCCAUUGAACUACCUUUGGGAGGUGAGUACAGUUCCGAGGAGCCUGGACCAAGCAGCAAAGACCCCUCCUCCAAGCCCUCUGACGACCCAGAAUCCAAGGAAAGCGACCUUACCAAAAAGACCAAGAAGGGGCUGAAAACAAAAGGCGUGAGCUAUGAAUGUACCAUCUGUGGUGCUCGGUACAAAAAGAGAGAUAAUUAUGAAGCUCAUAAGAAGUACUACUGCUCUGAGCUCCAAAUCACAAAAGCCCACUCUGCAGGUGCUCAUGAAGUGGAAAAGACUCAGGCUGAGCCUGAGCCCUGGUCCCAGAUGAUGCAUUAUAAACUAGGGGCCACCUUGGAACUCACUCCAUUGAGAAAAAGACGGAAGGAGAAGAGCCUUGGGGAUGAGGAGGAGCCACCUGCCUUUGGCAGCCCUGGCCCAUCAGACCCAGCUCGUAUCCUGCCCUUGGAGUCCGCCAAGUCACCAGCAGAACCAAGCAAAUCAGUUCCCUCCUUAGAGGGACCCACAAGCUUCCAGCCAAGGACUCCCAAGCCAGGGACUGGAUCAGAACCAGGGAAGGAGAGGAGAAAAAUGUCCAAAGAAAUUUCUGUCAUCCAGCACACCAGCUCCUUUGAGAAGUCUGACCCUCUGGAGCAGCCGAGCAGCCUGGAAGAAGAAAAGCCCGUGGCCCAGUUCUCAUCCCCACCACCUGCCCCCCAUGGACGCUCAGCUCACUCCCUGCAGCCGAGGUUGGUCCGCCAGCCCAACAUUCAGGUUCCAGAGAUCCUGGUGACAGAAGAGCCGGACAGGCCGGACACGGAGCCCGAGCCACCCCCAAAGGAGCCCGAGAAGACAGAGGAAUUCCAGUGGCCCCAGCGCAGCCAGACGCUGGCACAGCUCCCAGCAGAGAAGCUGCCACCCAAGAAAAAGAGACUCCGCUUGGCCGAGAUGGCACAGUCCUCGGGGGAGUCCAGCUUUGAGUCCUCCGUGCCUCUGUCUCGAAGCCCGAGCCAGGAGAGCAGCAUCUCUCUGAGUGGUUCCAGCCGCUCGGCUUCCUUCGACAGGGAGGAUCACGGAAAAGCUGACGCCCCUGGGCCCUCGUCAGACACACGCCCCAAACCCCUGGGCACCCACAUGCUGACUGUCCCCAGCCACCACCCACACGCCCGAGAGAUGCGGAGGUCAGCUUCAGAGCAGAGUCCCAACGUGCCCCACUCCUCACACAUGACUGAGACCCGAAGCAAAUCCUUUGACUAUGGCAGCUUGUCCCCGACAGGACCCUCUGUAACAGUGCCCGCAGCUCCGCCGCCCCCGGCCGCUCCACCAGGAAGAAGGAAAUGCUUUCUGGUGAGACAGGCCUCCCUCAGCAGACCUCCAGAAGCAGAGCUGGAGGCCACCCCUAAGGGAAAACCAGAGAGCAGCGAGGAGCCCUCAGCCAGCAAGCCUCCCACCAAAAGCUCCGUGCCCCAGAUCUCCGUGACUACCGUACAAGGUGGGCCCUCAGAAGGCAAGAGCCAGAUACAGGACCGGCCCCCGCUGGGGUCCAGCCCACCCUACACAGAGGCCCUGCAAGUGUUCCGACCUCCUGGCACCCAGCCGCCCCCACCGGUCUCCCUCUUCUCCUUGCAGCACCUCUUGCCUCAGGAGCCAGAACAGUCCUCGGAGUUCUUCCCCACUCAGGCAAUGGCCAGCCUCCUCUCCUCGCCGUACUCCAUGCCCCCCCUCGCACCUUCCUUGUUCCAAACUCCACCACUUCCGCUGCAGCCUACUGUGCUACACCCCAGCCAGCUCCAUCUCCCCCAGCUCCUGCCUCACCCUGCAGAUAUCCCCUUCCGGCAGCCCCCCUCUUUCCUCCCCAUGCCAUGCCCUGCCUCCUCAGCCCUCUCUGGAUAUUUCCUGCCUCUACAAUCCCAGUUUGCAUUGCAGCUCCCUGGUGAACUAGAAAGCCACUUGCCCCCAAUCAAAACCAGCCUGGCCCCUCUGGCAACAGGACCUUCUGGCCCCUCCAGCAGCACAGAGUAUAGCAGUGACAUCCAGCUGCCCCCUGUGACUCCCCCAGCUACCUCCCCAGCUCCCACAUCAGCCCCAACAUUGGCCCUGCCUGCCUGUCCAGAUGCUAUGGUGUCACUGGUUGUUCCCGUCCGCAUCCAGACUCACAUGCCGUCCUACGGGAGCGCCAUGUACACCACCUUGUCUCAGAUCUUGGUCACACAGUCUCAAGGCAGCUCAGCAAGUAUGGCUCUUACCAAGUAUGAGGAACCUUCCUCCAAAGGGAUGACUGUGUGGGGGGCUGAUGUAUAUGAGGCUGGGCCUGGACCAUCUAGCAUAAGCAAGGAGCAAAGCAGAGGUUUCCAGACACCAUAUCUGAGAGUGCCUGAGAGGAAAGGCACAUCACUGUCCUCGGAGGGUACCCUGAGCCUGGAGGGGUGCUCAUCCACAGCCGGUGGAAGCAAGCGUGUCCUCUCUCCUGCUGGCAGUCUUGAACUUACCAUGGAAACCCAGCAGCAGAAAAGAGUAAAAGAGGAGGAGGCUUCCAAGGCAGAUGAGAAACUGGAGCUGGUGAGCACCUGCAGUGUGGUGCUGACCAGCACAGAGGACAGGAAGAGGACAGAGAAGCCCUAUGCGGGCAGCCAAGGCCAGAGCAGGAGGGAGGCAGAAACACUGUCCAGCUUGCCUUCAGAUCCAUCCGACCCAAAAGAGCUUUCUCCCCUCUCUCAUCCCACAUUGCCCCAUGGGACAGCCCCAGGCUCAGAAGCUUUGAAAGAAUAUGCUCAACCAUCUAGCAAAGCUCACCGAAGAGGGCUGCCUCCACUGAGUAUAAAGAAAGAAGAUCCAAAGGAACAGCCUGACCUCCCUCCCCUGGCACCCCCUAGCUCUCUGCCUCUGUCGGACACUUCCCCCAAACCAGCCAAAUUGCAAGAAGGUACGGACUCUAAGAAGGUACUGCAGUUCCCCAGCCUCCACACGACCACUAAUGUCAGUUGGUGCUAUUUAAACUACAUUAAGCCAAAUCACAUCCAGCAUGCAGAUAGGAGGUCCUCUGUUUACGCUGGUUGGUGCAUAAGUUUGUACAACCCCAACCUUCCAGGGGUUUCCACUAAAGCUGCUUUGUCCCUUCUGAGAUCUAAGCAGAAAGUGAGCAAAGAGACAUACACCAUGGCCACAGCUCCGCAUCCUGAGGCAGGAAGGCUGGUGCCAUCCAGCUCCCGAAAGCCCCGCAUGACAGAGGUGCACCUCCCGUCACUGCUUUCCCCAGAGAGCCAGAAAGAUCCAGCUAGAGUGGAGAAGGAAGAAAAGCAAGGGAAGGCAGAGGAGGGCACUCCCACUUCCAAGAGAGGAGAGCCAGCGAGGGUCAAGAUCUUCGAAGGAGGGUACAAAUCAAAUGAAGAGUAUAUAUAUGUUCGAGGCCGCGGCCGAGGGAAAUAUGUUUGUGAGGAAUGUGGAAUUCGCUGCAAGAAACCCAGCAUGCUGAAGAAGCACAUCCGUACCCACACUGACGUCCGGCCCUAUGUGUGCAAGCACUGUCACUUUGCUUUUAAAACCAAAGGGAAUCUGACUAAGCACAUGAAGUCGAAAGCCCACAGCAAAAAGUGCCAAGAGACGGGGGUGCUGGAGGAGCUGGAAGCCGAGGAAGGAACCAGUGAUGACCUGCUCCAGGACUCAGAGGGGCAAGAGGGCUCCGAGGCUGUGGAGGAGCACCAGUUUUCAGACCUGGAGGAUUCUGAUUCCGACUCAGACCUGGAUGAAGAUGAGGAGGAGGAGGAGGAAGAAGAGAGCCAGGAUGAGCUGCCCAGGCCAUCCUCAGUGGCAGCUCCACUCUGCCCACCAACCACACUACAGGAGGACUCCUCACCCAUUCAGGGCCCUCAGCCUCCAGUUACCACCUCUGAGGAGGUCCCACAAGGAAGCUCCAUCUCAGAAGCCACACGCUUGGCAGCCAGCAGUUGUUCCCCACCCAGCCGGGGUACCCCAGGCCUUCCCCGGCUGGAACUGGCCCCAGUGGAAACAGACGUGAGCUCAGCUCUGAGUUCCAAGGCUAUGUCCCCUAGGAGGCCAUGGUCCCCAAGCAAAGAGGCAGGCGGCCACCCCUCACUCACUCGCAAACAUUCACUCAACAAAAAUGACUCGUCUCCCCCGCGAUGUUCACCGGCCCGAGAAGCGCAGGCCUCAGUCACAAGCACACCUGACCCCCAGAUGGGCCCAAGAAGGGACAUGGGCCCUCGUCUUUGUGGGUCUCCAAGACUGGAGCUGUCUCCUCUCACUCCCCACCCCAUAGAAAGAGAAGUGCCCCCUUGGGCACCUCUGCCCCCUGGACUCAAGAGUGCCACAGACACAGGCGCCCCCAGAUAUUCACCCACCAGGAGAUGGUCUCUGGGCCAGGCUGAGUUACCACCACAGUCAGUCCUGCCAGGGAAGUGGGCCCUGGCUGGGCCCUGUAGCCCCUCAGUGGGCAAAUGUAGCCUGGGCUUGGGGCCGGUUCCACGGGCUCUCCUCCAGCCCGUGCCUCUACCUCACACACUUCUCAGCAGAAGCCCUGAAAUGUGCACCUCUGCAUGGCAGAAGACUGAGUCUCGAAGUCCAUCAGCUGGCCCUGUGCCUCUCUUCCCCCGACCAUUCUCCGCCCCUCAUGACUUCCACGGCCACCUCCCUAGCCGAAGUGAGGAGAACCUCUUCAGUCACCUGCCCCUGCACUCCCAGCACCUGAGCCGCGCCCCCUGCCCCCUCAUUCCGAUUGGUGGGAUCCAGAUGGUACAGGCCCGGCCAGGAGCCCACCCCACCCUGCUGCCAGGGGCCUGUGCAGCCUGGGUCAGUGGCUUCUCAGGGGGUGGCAGUGACCUAACUGGGGCCCGAGAAGCCCAGGAGCGCAGCCGCUGGAGCCCCACGGAGAGCCCAUCAGCAUCGGUGUCCCCUGUGGCCAAGGUCUCCAAGUUUACACUCUCUUCAGAGCUGGAGGAGGAAAGGACCGGCAGAGGCCCAGGAAGACCUCCCGACUGGGAACCUCGGAGGGCUGAAGCCCCUGCAGAACCCAUGGGCACACACAGCCCCUGCUCCCCACAGCUGCCCCAGGGCCACCAGGUAGCACCAUCCUGGAGCACCCUCUUGGAGUUACCACACCCGUUGGCCAGCCGCAAGGCCUCAAACUUCCCACCACUGGACCGCAGCAGCUCCAUGGAGUGCCUGGCAGGGGCCUCCACUCACUUCCCAGCCCGGAGCAGGAACCUCUCUGGGGAACCCAGGACCCGUCAAGGCUCCCCUGAGCUCUUAGGUAGUCGGGAGCCCAGGACACCUCUACUCCUGCCCAAAGACAGUGGCCCCCCAAGCACUUAACCUCUCCAGCCACUUCAUCUGGCUUCCAGUGUUCGGCAGCAGACAUUUCCAGCCAACUCCCUGGCGUCACCUUGCUCCCAUGGGCGUCCUCUCCCCUCUGUCCGUCUGUCCACACAGCGCCUGCUCAGCCCCGUCUGUUCUAUCGCUCCACCUGUGCAGUUAGUUACCUGUGCCUUUUUCUAGACCUCCUGUUGCUCGAGAUGAAAAGAAACAACACAGAUCACACACAUCCAUGAAAAGAGCCACCCAUGAGGAGCUCGAGGCUGGGACUAGUUUGUGCUUUGGGGACAAGGCUGUCGGAGGGGCCUCUUCACCUCCACUCCACACUCCACACUGGCAGCCGUCCCCACCAAGGCCCGUGAGAAGCUGCACUGCACCGAGGGAGAGAAGAGCUGGGGAGGAAAAGAAGGUAACCCAACUCAAAGGCAAGCAGCCCUGCAGACAGAUCCCUGCAGACACAUUUCCAUGCAGACACCCAGCUAGUGGCCACUCCUGUCUGUCAGCAGAAUGACAAGAAGCCCGAGCCAGAAAACCACCACACAGGCAGGCACCAACCCCACCACUCCCCGCCCGCCCCGGCUAAGAACAGUAACUUUUAUUUUUUGCAAGAAUCAGGACAAAAAGCUACUUUUUUGCUAGCAUCUCUAUUACAGAAUAAUAGCGUGAGGGAAAUGUAGUGUGGACUGUGGGCCUCACCUUCUCCCCUGUACUCCACCUUCCCCCAGGGCUAAUACAGGAGCCCAGGUUUCUCCUACACACCUGUAGGUCUCUGCUUCCUAGGCCUGGCCGUAGACUGGCUCCUCUGUGUUUAGAAAUAAAUACCUGUGGGAUGAAAGGACCAUGGCAAGACUAGGGAUGUUCCUAGUGUGGGCCUGCUCUGAGCCUGGGGUGGAUGCUGUUUCACCUCUGUCCCCGAGGAACAAAGUGUGGCACUUCCUUCCUGGCUGGAUUACAUAUGAGUCCAUAGAGCACACAUAGCAACCAAAGAUGGUGUUUGGUACGUUCUCCAGGCUCUUCAGAUUCUCUUCUCUUGACUGAGAAGAUUUCUGAAUUGUCCCGAGUCAUUUGAAUUUUUCUCCAGUUCCCAAGGCAAAAACCUGCUUUGAAAAAAAAAAAAUAAUAAUAAUAUGACCAAAAAUUUAAAUCCCAUGUUGAAAUAUAGAACUUGACCUGUUGAAUGCAAAACAAAACAAAACAAAAAAACAAGUCCUCUGUAGCACAGGAUCUAUUUCUAAGACCGUACAGAAAUUUCCUUUACUUUCUCCAGAGGAUAGAGAAAAGGGACCAUGGUGAGGAGGCCCCUCUGACAGCCUUGUCCCCAAAUCAUAAAGCAUGUUCCAGCCAUGUUGGAUACUACUGUCACUGUAGUCAAAGCAGAAGCCUUUCCUUGGACAUCAGGCAGGGUAUGUGGCUGAAGGCUCAUGGGAGGGCUGGACUGCUGAAGCUGUUCUCUGAGAAGACAGAGACAAGGCUCACCACCCCUCUCCCUCCCUCCAGUUGGUGCCCAUCUGUGCAUGGUCCCUGCUGGAUGAGCAAACCAGCCAGUCACAGGCCCAGUGCCCAGUCCAGUCACCUGAUUCAUCCUCUUUGCCUGCCUGACUCAGUACUUCAAAAGUAAGAGUCUGUAGGGCAGGGCCUCCUGUGCUGUGUGCUGUGCCGCAGGGGGUCAUGGGUACCAGACUGACAGCCUUCAGAUGGGUGACGGCUCUAAGUCUGCCCACCGGGAGAAACUGUCAAGUCCAGGCUGGGACACCGGGAGGAAAAGAGCAGAAGCCUCUGCGGUGGUCAGCCCAGGCUGGAGGUCACAGCUUUCCUCCCUCUGGCCCCUCAGCCCUAACCCACAGGCCCCACAGGCUGGAGAUACUAAGGCCUGAGAUGAGGAGUUGGACAAAGAGCAUUGUCUCAACCAGGCUUGAAGGCUUCCUAGGCAAGAUCUCCUGGCCACAGACUGCAGGCUAGCUCCUGACCUUGAGAUACCACCUCUCUCUACUUCACUCUAUACCCAAAAUCUCCUGGGAAGUACUCUCCUGACUCAGCUCCCUCUCCUCUCCUCUCCUCUCCUCUCCUCUCCUCUCCUCUCCUCUCCUCUCCUCUC
This is a messenger RNA of Peromyscus leucopus (white-footed mouse), 10491 nucleotides long. It is a transcript of the gene Hivep3, whose product is annotated as HIVEP zinc finger 3. Gene Ontology annotation, biological process: regulation of transcription by RNA polymerase II. The transcript is spliced from 9 exons. NCBI's taxonomy places the organism in Eukaryota, Metazoa, Chordata, Mammalia, Rodentia, Cricetidae. Gene Ontology annotation, molecular function: RNA polymerase II cis-regulatory region sequence-specific DNA binding; DNA-binding transcription factor activity, RNA polymerase II-specific. Gene Ontology annotation, cellular component: nucleus. The record is from RefSeq and is a predicted model, not a curated record. The coding region runs from base 1314 to 8396 and encodes 2360 amino acids.